Molecule: messenger RNA, 537 nt
Organism: Rotaria sp. Silwood2
Lineage: Eukaryota; Metazoa; Rotifera; Eurotatoria; Philodinida; Philodinidae
Source: the annotation of a GenBank genome assembly
AUGUUUUACAAUUGGAGUGCUUUUUGGCAAGCAACUGCUGCAAGCAUAUUUACAUACUUUACAAUUCAUCAUUUUAUAGCUAGAUUUAUUUCUAAAGAUGCACGACAUCAUUGGAAACAUACUAAUAUAUCAACAUCGUUUAUUCAUUCUAUUCUUUCAUCUAUUAUGAGUAUCUAUCUUUUUAUUGAAAAUCCUGCGAUGUGUACAACAGAUAUAAUAUCGUCAUUUACGCCAAAUGCUUAUUCCUAUGUUUCAUUCGAAUUUGGUUAUUUUAUUUUUGAUUCAAUUGAUAAUUUACGAAAUCCAUCCGGUCGACACACAUACGAAAUUCUUUUACAUCAUAUCACUAUUUUUGGAUGUUUUGGUAUCUCACUUUAUCUUGGUCGCUAUAUUGGUUAUUGUGUUAUUAGUUUAUUUAUGGAAAUUAAUAGUAUUUUUUUACAUUUACGACAAUUAAUUUUACUAUCCAAUAAAUCAAAACAUGAUAGAAUUUAUCGUAUUAAUACUAUUAUUAAUUUAAGUAAGUUGUAUUAUUAA